This is a messenger RNA of Cylindrotheca closterium, 534 nucleotides long. The record is from the annotation of a GenBank genome assembly. NCBI's taxonomy places the organism in Eukaryota, Bacillariophyta, Bacillariophyceae, Bacillariales, Bacillariaceae.
AUGACUGAUGCAUGCAUAAGCGAAAACGAUGUCCUUUGUGGACGAGGCGGUGCUACCAACACUCACAUUGGCAACAAGAGAUUCCGUGCCAUCGUCGCGGAGUAUCAAGAAGUGUAUUUGGGAGCACGAAAGAAGGAAAAGGCGCAAAUAGCAUCAAGGGUUGUCGAAAGGAUAAGGCAAAAUGGCGGCCGAUUCCUCAAGCGAGACACUACAACAGAUACGUGGGUUGAAGUGCCCUCCAAGAAAGCCCUAGGCAAGACUGGCCAAGCCCUCCGCGAAGGCUUGGAUGUGCGACACAAUACCAUUCGACCUGACAAGAUGCCUCGCAAGUACAGUGAAGCCAAGUCUAAUAGCCCAAGGAUCAGAGCCCGACUAGUUCAAGGAAAGGUUGCAAUGUCGCCAACCUUAUCCAGUGUGGCAACCGAACAGAGUAUUCCUUCUUUGGAAGAAGAACAGGCGUUUGAUGGAGUUUCCAUGUACUUUGCUCCACAACAAAUUACGCAAGAAAACAUUGAGGUGUAUGAGCAAGUCUAG